CAGGUCGGGGCGGCGCGCUCUGAGUCACCGGAAUCUAGGUGGGGCCUGGGCGCCGCGCCCCCGCCACCUCUUCCCUUUUGUCGCGCUGCCCGCGCUCGCCGGCCACUUUCCGCGGCGUCCGAGCCCCGCGCGUCCUUCUCCCCCGCGCCGCCACUGUCGAGAUGUUGCGCUGCGGCCUGGCCUGCGAGCGCUGCAGGUGGAUCCUGCCCCUGCUCCUGCUCAGCGCCAUCGCCUUCGACAUCAUCGCGCUCGCCGGCCGCGGCUGGCUGCAGUCGAGCACCCACCUCCAGACGUCCUCGCUGUGGUGGCGAUGUUUCCACGAGGGCGGCGGCAGCGGAUCCCGCGCGGAUGGCUGCGAGAGCCUCAUGGACUACGCGUGGGGAAGGGCAGCCGCCGCCAUGCUUUUCUGUGGCUUUAUCAUCCUGGUGAUCUGUUUCAUCCUCUCCUUCUUCGCCCUCUGUGGACCCCAAAUGCUUAUGUUCCUGAGAGUAAUCGGAGGCCUCCUGGCCCUGGCUGCUGUGUUCCAGAUCAUCUCCCUGGUAAUUUACCCUGUGAAGUACACCCAGACUUUCGACCUUCACGCCAACCCCGCAGUCCUUUACAUCUAUAACUGGGCCUACGGCUUUGGGUGGGCAGCCACAAUCAUCCUGAUCGGCUGUGCUUUCUUCUUCUGCUGUCUCCCCAACUACGAAGACGACCUUCUGGGCAAUGCCAAGCCCAGAUAUUUCUACACAUCUGCCUAAAGUGGGGAAGGCGCUGCUGCCAGGAUGGAUUCUGGAGGAAGGAAUUUUGUUCUUCAGAAUACUUUGAACCUUUUUCUGGGGCACAGUGUUCAUAUCAUGAGACUAGUCAAAUUGCUAAGAUAGUUUGGGAGAAAAUAUUUCUUAAAUGGUGUUAUAGUUUCAUAUUCAUUUUUUAUAUAUGUUUUAUAGAAUUAAACAAAACUUACUUUUUUAAAUUACCUAUAGUAUGCCAUAUUUCCUUACUAUCUUUUUUAUACCAUUUAUACUGCAUGUAUAAAAGAAUCUGAAUAUGAAACUUAUACCAUCAUAUGGUAAAAAUGAGAAGGCUUCAAAGAUUUAAGUGACUUGAUCAAGUGUGUGUUUUUCCCAAAUUAAAUGGACUGGAUCUAUUAAGGGAUCAGGAGAAGAGAGAAAUAUCGGUAAAAAUUACCAGUGACCAAAUAUUCUUUAAAAAAUGCGAAAUUUUUUCCAGCCUUCAGCUAAAGAAGUAAAACAGUUUCCCAAAUACAUACCAUCUCUGAUAAUUUCUAUUUACUACCCUGAAUAAUUGAUUUUUUUUGCUAAGCUUCACAUUAACUUGAUAUGUCAUUUAGGAAAGUAUUCUUUCAUGGCCAAAACCUGUUGCAGUAGUAAGGCCUUCUUAUGUAGGGAAAUGCUAAAAUGAAAUUUUCUCCUUUAAAGUGGUUUGUAGGGUUGGGGUGUGGGAAAAUGAUAUAUUAAUCUGUACUGUUUUGUGUCUAUGUGUUAAAGACCAGACUAGAUUGAGUUGAAACAUGGAGUGGGUCUAAUUCAUCAUGACUGAUAGAUAUGAUUAGAUUGUACAAUAAAGCAUUAGGAAAUCCAUUCCUAUCACAAAAAUAACAUUAAACAACCUAAGGAGAAGAAAUGGCUUGAGUUUUUUCAUCUCAGUUGACUGAGCUCUAACCAUUAGACAGCUUCUGAUAGACUGCAACUGUAAGCAAAAAUUUAAAUAUAGUUAAAACCCUGGUCUUCAUUGGUAAACAGAUUUAAAAUAUCUGAUGUAAAACACGCAACAGAAGAAUUCAGGGAUGUGAGAUCUCUGAAUGGGAAAUACCUAUAUAUCAUAUGGAUUUUUUUUUUUUUACCAGUUGUACUUAACAUAAUGAAAAGCAAUUUACUUAUCAAAUUAUUAUUUUGUAAGUUGCAGGAUAAGCAAUUGCAGUUUUUAUUAUGAAUUUUCCACAAUAAACCAGGUGUUCUAAUCUUGUGUCUA
This is a messenger RNA of Hipposideros armiger (great roundleaf bat), 1977 nucleotides long. RefSeq names its product p53 apoptosis effector related to PMP22 (gene PERP). The transcript is spliced from 3 exons. Gene Ontology annotation, cellular component: cell-cell junction; membrane. Gene Ontology annotation, biological process: cell-cell adhesion. Lineage: Eukaryota; Metazoa; Chordata; Mammalia; Chiroptera; Hipposideridae. Bases 162 to 743 code for a protein of 193 amino acids. The record is from RefSeq and is a predicted model, not a curated record.